AUGCGUGUUACCUUCUUUGCUGUACUCUUUGCUUCGGCCGCGCUCUUGGGAUCCGCUGCCCCAGUUCCAGAACCUAGCUUAACCCGCGCCCAGCUUCAAGCCCAUCACCAAGCAGCGGCAGACCACCAUUUGACCCAGGCAGAACACCACCUUAAUCGUGCAGAGACACAUUCUAAUCAUGCGGAUGCAGCACACCAGAGUGGUAACCACCAAGCCGCUGCGGCGCACGAGGCCCAUUACCGUCACCAUAUAGCGCUAUUUGACCAUCAUACCGCUCAACACGAACACCAUCAAGCUCAGGCUGACCACCUUGCUCAGCGUCGUAGUGUUCAAAGCAUAGACGAGUUGGAUUAG
Serendipita indica DSM 11827 is the source of this 354-nucleotide messenger RNA. The record is from the annotation of a GenBank genome assembly. NCBI's taxonomy places the organism in Eukaryota, Fungi, Basidiomycota, Agaricomycetes, Sebacinales, Serendipitaceae.